UUUCGUUCUAAGGUCUAAACGAACCAAAGCUUCAGGCUUAGGCGGCGCACUGCUUGAAGCAGAGCUUCAGGCUGCACUGCUUGAACCAGACCUUCAGGUUCAGGUAUUAGAAGGGCACUGCUUCAGGCCUAAGCGGAGCUUCAGGCUUCUUAUGGAAACGAAGGGCCUUCUUUCUGAAUAGCUUGAUCUCUAGACUGGAUUUGUAUAGCUUUGAACUGAGCUAGCCUUGCGCUUUAGAAUAGGAACGACCGUCUCGGCGUAAUCGUAUCUGUAUCUGGAAUUGUGAAGCACGUUGAUUUGGUGAAAGCUGUAACUAAAAUUUAGAAUUGAAUUGAACGAACCAUGGCAGCCACCGCCCCAGCCGCAGAGAAUGUUGAGCUGAUGAGCCAGGUGAAGCAGCAGAUCGCACUGGCCAACGCCCAGGAGAUGCUCUCGAAGAUGACCGAGAAGUGCUUCAAGAAGUGCAUCCACAAGCCGGGCAAGACCCUGGACGCCAGCGAGCAGCGCUGCAUUUCGCAGUGCAUGGACCGCUUUAUGGACUCCUGGAACCUGGUCUCGCGCACCUACGGCAACCGCCUGCAGCGGGAUCACUACAAGGGCGCCGCGGACAUGGCCGACUAGGCCCCCGCUCGGCUCUCGUUAAUCUGUUACUCAUGCUCGAAUAAAGCACCGCUAUUGUUA
Molecule: messenger RNA, 681 nt
Organism: Drosophila pseudoobscura
Lineage: Eukaryota; Metazoa; Arthropoda; Insecta; Diptera; Drosophilidae
Gene: Tim13
Product: Tim13
Exons: 1
Coding region: 343-621 (92 amino acids)
Source: RefSeq, a predicted model, not a curated record